AGUCCAAUCCGGGAGCCUCCUCCUACCUUUCAACAUCUUUAAGAGCGACGCCUUAAACCAUAAGGCAGAUAACCCAGCGAGUCUUUCCACAUCACAAUACAUACAAAUCCUACAAGAUGGCGUCCGGGAACAUCAACGUCUUUGUAACAACCUUCUCAGGCUUAGGCCUACCUCCUACUCUAUCCCUUCCUAUUCCUCCAACCGCAACUCUUUCAGACCUUCACCAUCGCAUCGAGGACCGAUUACCGCAAAUAGAUUCGCGACUUAUCCUGACCACCGUAUCAAACAAACAAAUCCUCUCUACUUCUAGAGAUCUAGUCUCUACUCUGUGCGACUCUGAUGAUGUAUUCUUGUCUCUACGAUUAUCAAUCCCGCUAUGUGGUGGCAAGGGUGGUUUCGGCUCUCAGCUCCGAGCAGCCGGUGGCCGAAUGUCUUCGAAAAAGAAGAGGAACCGCGGCGACGAAAAUGCAUCUAGCAGGAACCUAGACGGUCGCCGAAUAAGAACAGUCAAUGAGGCUAAGGCGUUGGCCGAAUACCUGGCCAUUAAGCCUGAGAUGGAGCAGAAGGAAAAGGAAAAGCGACGCGCGCGCUGGCAGCAGGUCGUCGAUGCCGCUGAUGAGAGAGAACACGAGAUUAAGAACAGCACCAAGGGCCGCUUAGAUGGCAAGUGGGUUGAGGACAAGGAAGAGGCUAGCGAGCGAACGCGCGAGGCAGUUCUCGCUGCUAUAAAGGCAGGAAACUACAAAGACAACCUGCUCGGCACAUCGCAUGGCUCCGCCUCCACGGAGGAUAUGGACGAAGACUCAAGCGAAGGAGAAGAUUCUGAAGAGUCAAGCGGCUCGAAGGCUCCAACUCCGCCGACGAAUACGAAGUCAAAGAAUACGACGUCAAAGAAGCCCGUGACGAGAGCGUUCGCCGGAUUUGACGAAGAUGACGAGUUUAUGAGUUCUUCAGAUGAGGACGAGGAGAAGAAAUGAGGAAAGGAGAGCAUGUUACUAAUGAUACCCCCAAAAGAUGAAAUAAUCAAGACUUAUUCCCGGGUCAACUUUCUAGGCCCCUAUACUCUAUCCUGAUUCUUUACACCAGCAAUCAUUAGUAUCAAUCAGGUAUGUGUAUGUAGUUGAGUUUAAACAGCGCGCUUUUUAGUCGUUAAUCGUUCACACUUACCUGGAUUUGCACUUCAUAUGCUUGUAACCUCACUUAUAUAUAAGAGGUACUAAGGUUCAAAGCAACGCCGCGAUCACGAAAAUGACUAAAGUACCAUGGAGCAUAGUGAUUUUACGGAAACUUAUGACGAUGCCGAGGGCGUUGGCUUCGUCAAACUAUCUUUACGAGAUAUCUAGCUUAUAGAGAAGAGUUAAUCAAAUUACAAUCAAAUAUAUAUACAUACACUACC
This is a messenger RNA of Daldinia vernicosa, 1396 nucleotides long. RefSeq names its product telomere stability and silencing-domain-containing protein. The coding region runs from base 117 to 977 and encodes 286 amino acids. Lineage: Eukaryota; Fungi; Ascomycota; Sordariomycetes; Xylariales; Hypoxylaceae. The record is from RefSeq and is a predicted model, not a curated record. The transcript has a single exon. Gene Ontology annotation, cellular component: nucleus.